CAAGGGAGGCGGUCAGGGACGACUCAGUUUCGCAUAUGUCCGCUUCUAACAACAAGAGAGUAGUCAACAAUUCCAUUGCCCACGAGACUUCCGUUUUAUUGCCAAAAGAAAGAAAGAAAAAUAUAAUAAAAACAACGCGUUUGUUGCAUUCAUGAACCGAAAUUAAUCACAACCACCGCCUUUAGAUUGCUAGUACUUGCAAUUAAUCUUUUCUUCCGUGCUUGCUACUAUACCUUCUCUCACUUUGUCUUCACUUUUGAAUUUUUUCUGGGUUCUUCUUCUUGAUUCUGAAGUGGGGUUUUUAUCAUUUACGGGAUCAUUUUGAAUUCUUUGUUAGUGGUGUGAUCUGGGAGAGAACUUGCAAGAAGGGAAAAUGGGAGGGGUCUGUUCUGGCGGAGCGAAAAGGAAAAGUGUGAAAGUUGGGGGGGAGGAGAAAAAUAACAGUGGCAUCAAUACCUCAGGGAAGUUAAGGUCAUUACAUAGCACAGGCAAGAAAAGAGAGAAUUCUUAUAGGAAUAAUAAUGGGGAUGAUUUUGGCAGAAAAACGCCACAGAGGAGUAAUUCUAGUGAGUUUUUAUCAUCCUUUUCAAGGGAGCUCAAGCCAUCAACGCCUGUUAGGACAGAGGCUGACAAGAUCAAUCAAAAGAAGUCAUUUUUAGGAAAAGCUGGGACGGUGGGACUAGAGAAAGCAGUAGAAGUUUUGGAUACUCUAGGAAGUAGCAUGUCAAAUUUGAAUCCCAAAGGGGGAUUUGCCACUGGAAUGGUUUCUAGAGGGAAUAGGAUAUCAAUAUUGGCAUUUGAAGUAGCUAAUACAAUAGCCAAAGGUGCAAACUUGUUUCAUUCUCUUUCAGAGGAAAAUGUCGAGUCCUUGAAAAAAGAGGUAUUGCAUUCAGAAGGAGUACACAAAUUGGUUUCUACUGAUAUGGAAGAGUUGCUUAUAAUUGCUGCUGCUGAUAAAAGAGAGGAAUUUGAUGUUUUCUCGCGAGAAGUGAUUCGGUUUGGAGAUUUAUGUAAAGACCCUCAAUGGCACAAUUUGGGUCGAUAUUUUUCAAAAUUGGAUUCAGAAUAUUCAAUUGACAGGCAGCAUAGAACGGAGGCGGAAGUGACAAUGCAAGAGCUGAUUACUCUGGUGCAGAACACUUCUGAACUAUAUCAUGAGUUGAAUGCUUUGGACAGAUUUGAACAAGAUUAUCGGCAAAAGGUUGAAGAAGUGCAGUCCCUAAAUCUCUCUGUAAAAGGAGAAUGUCUCACAAUUUUACAUAGUGAGCUAAAACAACAAAGAAAGCUUGUAAGGAGCUUGAAAAAGAAAUCUCUUUGGUCUAAAAAUGUGGAGGAGAUCAUGGAGAAACUUGUUGAUAUUGUUACCUACUUACAACAAGCGAUCCUGGAAGCUUUUGGAAAUAAUGGUGUUAUAUUGGUUGACAAGGAGCCUGGCAACAGUCGUCAAAGACUUGGCACAUCUGGUCUUGCAUUGCAUUAUGCUAACUUAAUCAACCAGAUUGAUAAUAUUACUUGUCGACCCGCCUCCCUUCCUCCUAAUACGAGGGACAGUUUAUAUCGAGGGAUACCAAACAGUGUUAAGGCAGCUCUACGCUCAAGGUUGCAGAUGGUUGAUACCAAGGAAGAGCUCACGAUAGCUCUGGUGAAAGCUGAAAUGGAAAAGACUCUCCAUUGGCUUGCGCCUAUCGCCACAAACACAACCAAAGCACACCAAGGCUUUGGAUGGGUUGGAGAAUGGGCAAACACUGGAAACGAAUUCGGCAAGAAUACAGCCGGAAACAGCAAUCUGAUCCGCCUCCAGACACUCCAUCACGCAGAUAAGCAGAAGACUGACCUAUACAUUCUUGAACUAGUGACAUGGCUUCACCGGUUGAUAUACUUAGUGAGACAGAGAGAUAAUGGUUUCAAAUCCGUGCAUGUUAGAUCUCCAUCUCGUAAGGGACCGGUUUUUCACACCACGACCCCACGACUUCAAUCCCUGAACCACGGUGCCCAACUUUCUCAAGAAGAUCGAGAUUUGUUAGCCAAUGUGUGUCAGAGGAGAUCGGUUCUAGGAAGAAGCAAAAGUCAGGAAUUUCUUGUAGACAAGAAAAGAGGACAGGUCUGGACAUUGAGCAGGAGCACUGGAAACUCACCAGUUGCUGCUAGACAAAAAUUAGAGCAUAAAAAAACUAAUAUUUUGGAUGUCAUGGAUGGCCUAGAUGACACAAUAUAAGACCAUACUUCAUGGAAUUACCUUGUAGGCAUUUUACUUCCCUAGUGAAUUGUGAACCUCAUUUUUCAUGUAUAUUCUUUUGUUAAAUUCCCAUUCUAUUGUAUAUACCCUUAUAUAUUGUUAUAAUAUAUGUAAUGAUGGCAUUAAUAUUA
This is a messenger RNA of Populus nigra (black poplar), 2367 nucleotides long. Its product is annotated as protein PSK SIMULATOR 2-like. The record is from RefSeq and is a predicted model, not a curated record. The transcript has 12 exons. Gene Ontology annotation, biological process: positive regulation of growth. The coding region runs from base 374 to 2215 and encodes 613 amino acids. NCBI's taxonomy places the organism in Eukaryota, Viridiplantae, Streptophyta, Magnoliopsida, Malpighiales, Salicaceae.